AUGGAUGGGCCGGACACACCUUCCAUCCCGGUCGUGAAAACCCUGUCCGGAUCAGCAGUCUGUUCCGGGACGCUGCCAGAGGAGCUGCUGAGGGCCCAGGACGCACCCUGCAGCCCCGAUCCAGCCUGCACACUGUCCCUGUCCCUGCGCACUCGCUCCCCAGGGCUCUCCGGGCAGCGGGCGCGCAUCAUGCUGCCCAGCGCUGUGGCCGCCCAGGCCGGAGCCUACUGGGAUGUGGUGGCCUCCUCGGCACUCCUCGGCCUCCCUGCGCCCGGCUUUGGCAGUCUGGGCAAGAGUUUCCUGAUCGAGAACUUGCUGCGCGCAGGGGCCGGGCCCACGCACGCACCCCCGCCCCCGCGCCCAGCGCCUGGUCCCGAGUGUCCGCAGCUGCGGCCGCUGCCUGCCAGCCCAGUGCCGCUCAAGUUGUGCCCGGCCGGACCCUUUGGUGCGCGCUGGGCUUUCCAGAUGCCCCCUGGCCGGGCUCCGGGGGAGCGGGACAGUGCCUUCCAGCCCUCAGCCCCAGUGCCUUCCAAACCCCUUCUUCUGAGCGCCGGGCCAUUCUACUCUGCGUGCUGCGGUGGGUCCUGCAGGCGCCCAGCCUCCCCCACAGCUUUUUCAAGAGAAGAACACGGGCUGCCCCUGCUGACCCAGGACUCAAAUUCCAAAGCUCGAAGGGGGAUUUUAAGAAGAGCCGUGUUCUCAGAGGACCAGAGAAAGGCUCUGGAGAAAAUGUUUCAGAAGCAGAAAUACAUCAGCAAAACAGACCGAAGGAAACUUGCUGUCAGCUUGGGACUGAAGGAAUCACAGGUGAAGAUUUGGUUCCAGAACAGAAGGAUGAAAUGGCGGAAUUCCAAAGAAAAGGAAGUACUCUCCAGUAGGUGUCUCCAAGAAGUGAGCCCUCAGGAAGACAGGCUGGCACGGCCUGCUGCGGGCUGUGCUCCACGGUGCCCUUCAGUAUGGGAUGUCUCCCAGUCACACUCAAGUAAAUCUCCAGAGUCUGCAGAAAGACUGACCCAGGAGAAUUCAGGGGUACCAGAAGCAAACUCACUCCGAGGUGCCUUGUAUCUGUCUCCUGAGAAGGGACCUAGAAACAAGGAUGGACUCCGUAGCGCCAUAUGACAGGAACGAGGUCCAUGUUCAUCUAAAGAACCCUUAGCCAGUAAUAUUUGGAUUAAAGCCAGUUAGAUUGUGCCUCAAAACUGCCUUAAACUAAUACCUUGGCGUGAUUCCUGAGCUGUUGCCUAAGGAGAGCCACCCCACCAUUCCUUAUUUAGCCCUAGACUAAGGCUCAAGGUAUAAAUGGAAUAGAGCCUUCUAAAAGGUGUGAUAAGACUGAAAGAGGAGCCAGGGUCAGCCUGGAGCCUGUCCUGAAUACGUGUAUAUAUACGUGUGUCUGUGUGUUUGUAUGUACAUGCUCAUUAAAUACGGCAGCAGAAACCAGUUCUCUCCAAGUUUUACAUGGAGCAAAUUCAUUUCAUUUUGUAUGAAGAAAAGGAAAACAUUGAGCAAAUAUUCAUUUUUUUUCUAAUAGUGUAAAAUCUGGGCUUCUGUGCUACACAAUUAAUUAUACCUGUAUAAAUUCUCGUCUUUUGGCUUCUUUGGUAUCCACUGUAAAUGUAUUUUAGGAAGCUUGACAGUCCAGGUCAAGCUAGUCAUGGUUAGACACACACUGAAGGAGAGAAGAGGAACUCAACAGGAAGCUACUACUUUUGAAUAUAGUUAUUAGUACCUCUAGUUUUCAGUUCUGAGGCAGACGGGGCCGUCCGUCAGUGAAGGAGGUCCACAUUGAGGCAUUGAAAGUCUUUUGGUCUCUUGUCUGUAGGGGUUUCCUAGGCCAGAGUUUUUUAAACAAAAUAAAUGUCUGAGUGGAAGGAAGGGCUUGCCAGGUAACAAGUCAGCAUUCAGUAACUUUUUGAUCAUUGGUGCCAAUUAGUUUGUAAUCAGUGACCAUGACAAAGUCAAGACACAGGGUCACAAUUCUCAAACAGUCUCCUACAGGACUAAAACUCCCAGGACUGAAGGGCUCCGUGGUCAAACACUGAUUGCCCACCACAUACCCUCUGAAGUUCCCACCUAGUUCGUCCACACUACAUGUGUUAUGUGGUUUUAUAUAUUAGCAGACACCACCCAGACACUUUAUGAUUACCCUGUAAUAGUCUUUGUGUAAAAUCACAUUUCUGGUAACAAUUUUCUUAGUUAAUCCAAAUAUAUUAAUUCUAAGUCCACAAAACAAAACAAAAUGUUUUACUUUGCAGGAAAUGAUGUGGUUUUGAAUGAAUCUGUGGCCAAGCACACACCUUGAAGUCUUUAUGGGGUAUUUAAUCAGUGUGCAAGUGAAGAACUGGCACAGACUUCUGGCUUCCUUACCUUCUCAGUUCCAGGCUUCAAGGGUUUAAUGUGAACAAGAAAGACCACGGGAGAAGAUAACAGUUGUAAUCAACACCAAGAACUUAUGGUUUAUUUAUUUAUUUUUUUUGAAUGGAGUUUGAAUUGGUACUUCAGCUAGUAUCUUUGUCAUCUUUAUGUUCCCUAAAGGUCGUGUUCAAAGGUUGUCUUUGAACUCCCUUGUGGGAGUAGGAUCCAGAGGCCUGAUGAUUGUUUACAUUUGAAAACCUGUUUGAGAAGUGAAACCCUAGCAUGCUUUAGUGCUAAAUUAACUGCAUUUGUAGGCUGCUCUUUACGGCCAGAGACUAUGCUGUGCACUCAGGGUGUAUGCCGGGUCAUAGUCCUCAUGUCUGUAACCCUGUGCUGUGGACCGUGUCACUGAUCAGGGUUCCUGUCACUCCUCCAGGCACUGCUGAUAGAAGCGAUCACUCAAGAGACUCAGGGUUAAUGUAGUAGGCCUUCUGUGCCCGGUUUCAUGACAUAAAAUCUUACCAAGCCCGUGGAUGGGACACACAGCACCAUAGGUAGAUUCACACAGGCUCCAGGAUGCUGUGUGGGAGGAGACACAGAGCACUAUGGGCAGAUUCACACAGGCUCCAGGAUGCCAUGUGGGAGGAGGCACAGAGCACCAUGGGUAGAUUCACACAGGCUCCAGGAUGCCGUGUGGGAGGAGGUUUUGGGGAACUAUGGCAAGAUUUACUGACAGAAGUCAGGAGUGCGCGACACUUUACAGCCACUGGCUUGGACAGAUUAUUCUCAUCAAUAAUUUUCCUUUCUAUUAGAGUUUGAAGUUUAGGAAAAGAAUUGCAAAUCUUCAACUUUGAGUGGAUUCUAGUCUCUAGUCUCAGCACGAUUCACCCAUAAAGUCCUUGUAUGUAGUCAUCAUGUCUUGAGAAUAACUGAAACUUGGAUGAGGGAUGGGUUGUACAAAUGGGUGAUUUACUGCCUGAAUCACUUCCCCUCAGGAGCUCUGAGAUAUUCUUCAUACAAGACUAGCCAGGCACUCAAAGAUGCAGGUCAGUAUUUUAAUUGUCUUCCACCUGGGAAUGUAUCCAGGCUUAGAAAAGCCACACUUUAGAAAGUCAGUUUAGCAGGUAUAGCGAUAACACGCAUAGUGUGCCCUCACACACAAGCAUAGCCAUGUAUAGCCAUGUACACACACGUGUGCCCUCAUAUACAAACAUAGCCAUAGAACAUACACAUGUGCCCUUACACAAAGCAUAGCCAUGGUAUACAUAUAUGUACCCCACCCCCAAGCAUAGCCAUAGUACAGACAAACUUGCCCUCACAAGUAUAGACAUGGUACAUAUAUGAGUACCCUUACAAACGUAGCUAUAGUAUACACACAUAUGUGCUCUCCCCCACACAACAUAAUCAUGACACUCACUUGCACUCUCAUAUGUAUAACAUCUGCACACAUAUGCUUUCACAUAGAGCAUUGCCACAAUACACACAUGUGUGCUUUCAUAAGCAUAGCCGGGUACACAUAUGUGCCCUCACACCCAUAGCCAUAGUGCAUACCCAGUGUCCUCACACACAGCAUAGCCCUGCUAUAUGCGUGCCCUUUCUACAUUCUCUUUGCGUUCUCUCAUCUGGACUGUAGGAUUGGCUAGGGCUUUGCUAUAGAGCACUCCCUUCUUGUCCUCUGCUUACCACUCCCUCAGCCUGGCCCCGUGUGAGCAUUUUUUAUUACCUAGAUGUAGAUCCCUUUCUGGAAGGUAUAACAUAUGAAUAUAUUUCUUGUCUUCUUUCCAGAGAAAUAUUGCUUGCAAUUAAUACCAGGACCAGAGAAUCCCGGCAGAUGAAAUAUUAAAAAGAACAAACCUCAAAAGACAAUUUUAAUUGGUUUAUAAGUAAAUUAAAUAUGUAUAUAUAUUAAUAUUUUAGGUAUUAGAAAUAUAUAAACAGGUUAGAGAUGACCACAGGCUCUGGAGACAAUGAAGAUGAUGAUCACCAGUAUUUAAAAGACAGCUCUGUCUUUUUAAUAAUAAACAAGAAACCCAAUUAUUUAGUCAAGUGAUUCUCAGGACUUAAAACCCAUCCGCAUGACCAUGUCAUAACUGCCCAACUCCCAUAGUUCCACAAUACCCUCUUCUAGCACCCACACCCCUCCCCCAGCAUCCAUACUUGCUACAAUUUCCUGAGUCCCCCAGCAUCUACAGCCCCUCCUCCAGCAUCCAUACUCCCACUAGACUCCUCCAAAUAAAAACACAUAUAUUUUUUACUUCAAAUACAAAAUUAUAAACAUUCUAUCCUCUACACCACCUUCUUGACAUCUCCAUUCCUAAAUUGCGUUCUUCCUAGCAUUCAACAACACCAAGCCAUUGUGGUCUUUGACACAAUGAAGCUUAUUCCUUGUGUAUUAGUUUUCUGGACUACAUCUCUAGUCACUUGAACUCUCCCUCAGUCGUUUUCUUUUGGUCUUUCUUUCUUUCAGCCUCUACCAGGCAUUGUGCACAAGGCCUUGUCCUACCCUCAAUAUAGAUAGUUAGGAAAGGGUGCUUGUCUUCAAAGAGCCUCUAAAAUAGCUGCCUUGCUACACAAUGUUUAAACCAUUGUAUAUUACUCCUGGCAGACUUCGGUCAUUUUAAGGAGAAAAGCUAGCCUCUGCAGACCUCACCUCUCUUUGCAGUGAGAGCUCUUACAUGCUCUACUAAUGGGAAAACACAAGGUGUCUAGUGCUCCUCUAGACUCUGUUGCCACAAGACUCAGAGUCAGAAAGGCUUCCAUGAAGAAGAAUUCACUAGCUUCCUUUGUCUACAGUGAGACCUGUUUAUUCUUCUUUCUUUUUAAGCCCCACUAGGAAGAGAGGCAUGUAAGUGGGAGAAAUUAUAGUGGUGAGUUCUUGAAUAUAGAAGGGAACUGCUACAGAAUUAAUUUAUAUCUUUUUCAAACCAUUUCUGAAACAAGCAUUUAACCACAGCAGCACAGUACUUGAUCCACAAAGAUGGUUCUUAGCACUUAGCUAUUACUUGGGUUAAACACUGUGGUAUUGUUUUUGUUUGUGGUUAUAAAUAAAUACACGUGAAAACAGCUAACAAAGUGAAAGUUAUGAAAUCUCAGUUGACAGUACUCUCCAGAGAGAAAAGCAACUUCAGUUACUUUUUAAUGUGUGAGUAUGUAAAUCUAUGUUUAAUCAGAUUCUAUUGUAGUGUAUAUCCAGUUUUCCUGUGUUUUUUGAUUCUAUUUGUUCAUAAACCAUCUUCCCACAUUAUUAAAAAUUACUCAAAACUA
Mastomys coucha (southern multimammate mouse) is the source of this 5619-nucleotide messenger RNA. It is a transcript of the gene Dbx2, whose product is annotated as developing brain homeobox 2. Gene Ontology annotation, biological process: regulation of transcription by RNA polymerase II. The record is from RefSeq and is a predicted model, not a curated record. NCBI's taxonomy places the organism in Eukaryota, Metazoa, Chordata, Mammalia, Rodentia, Muridae. Gene Ontology annotation, molecular function: DNA binding; DNA-binding transcription factor activity, RNA polymerase II-specific.